AUGGAACAACCGUUCGGGUCAGAUGGGGCGGGCGCGACAGAUCCACCGCCGUACGAUCAGAUCAAUCGUCCCGUGCCGGCUGCCUAUCCCCACCAGCAAACGCCAACGGCCGAUCCGUUCAAAUCCGCUAGCUUGCACACCCAGGAACCGCCAUCGUUGCAGACCACAGUGAUCGUUACUAGCCCUCAGGUCGGUCCGGAUCCGACCACCAUCAUCUGUCCGUCCUGUCGUGCGACCGUGGUAACGAGGCUAGAGUAUGAAACCACCACCAAGACGCAUUUGUGUGCGGGUUUGCUGUGUCUGUUUCUGUGCUGGCCAUGUGCGUUCGUACCCUACUGUUCAACGGCCUGCCGGGAUGCUAACCAUUACUGUCCAAACUGUGGAUCCUUUAUUGGCACGUACCGGAAGUAAACGAAAGGACACCGAUGAUCGAUUCACUGUUACGUUACAGAAAGCUUACAACAAAUCUUUAUGCUAGUGUUUGUGUGUAUGUGUAUGUGAUUGU
Anopheles maculipalpis is the source of this 505-nucleotide messenger RNA. RefSeq names its product lipopolysaccharide-induced tumor necrosis factor-alpha factor homolog. The transcript has 3 exons. Lineage: Eukaryota; Metazoa; Arthropoda; Insecta; Diptera; Culicidae. Gene Ontology annotation, molecular function: zinc ion binding. The record is from RefSeq and is a predicted model, not a curated record. The coding region runs from base 1 to 411 and encodes 136 amino acids.